CCAGUGGGGAGAGAGAGAGGGAGGGAGAGCGAGAGCGAGCGAGCCUUCCAAGAAAGAGGACGUAAAGCGACAGGGACGACGUUUUUUUAUGUCCCGAGCGUCUUUCCGUCGUCCUCUUUCCCUCUCUUUCUCUCUCUAUCUCUCUCUGCGCGCGCGGGCAUUCCCGCUAUUGCAUAGAGAGAGAGUGCGUCUCAGAGAAGGAAGAAAGGACGGAAAUUAGUUCCCUUGUCCGACAAGAUGGUGAAUAUCACCCCAGAGUCGGUUCGGCAGUUCGAGGCUCUCAUGGAUCAAGUGGAGGAGCCUCUGAAGAAGACGUUUGCGAAUGUUCAUCAGGGAAAUCUUUCAGGGACACUAACGCGGUUUUUGAAGGCUAGAGAUGGAAAUGUCUUGAAAGCACACAGAAUGUUGUUGGAUUGUUUAAACUGGAGAAUACAAAAUAACAUUGAUGAAAUACUGACAAAGCCUAUUACUCCACGUGAUCGAUAUAGUGCAGUUCGGGAUUCACAGCUCAUAGGGAUGUCAGGAUACUCAAAGCAGGGACUUCCAGUCUUUGGAAUUGGUGUGGGGCUGAGUACCUUUGACAAAGCAUCUGUGAAUUACUAUGUGCAGUCCCACAUCCAACUAAAUGAAUACAGGGAUCGUGUGGUUUUCCCUACUGCCACAAAGAAGCAUGGCAGGCAUAUUGGUAACUGCCUGAAGAUUUUGGAUAUGACAGGACUACGAUUCUCUGCACUAAACCAUCUAAAGCUGUUAACAAUCAUAGCUACGAUCGACGACCUGAACUACCCAGAGAAGACAGAAACAUACUAUAUUGUUAAUGCCCCAUAUAUAUUUUCAGCAUGUUGGAAGGUAGUGAAGCCACUUUUGCAGGAAAGAACUAGGAGGAAAGUACAGGUGUUGCAAGGUUGUGGUACAGAUGAACUGUUGGAAUUAAUGGACUAUGCAUCGCUUCCUCAUUUCUGUAAAAGAGAGGGAUCUGGUUCGUCCAGGCACUCCAACACUGGCGAUGAAAAUUGUUUCGCCCUGGACCACACCUUUCACCAAGAGAUGUAUGACUUUAUGAAGCAGCAGUCGUCUUCUUCCAGACAGCUUGAACCACAGGGCUCUGUCCAUGUGAACUUCCCUCAGCCUGACCCUGAAGGAUCAAACAUUGUGAGAACUAUAGAAACAGAGUUCCAAAAACUUGAGGGUCAAAAUUCGCUUCCCUGCCAUCUCGAUUCUCUUAAGAUCAAUGGUGAUCGAGACUGCAGGAAUAGGGAUAGGCAGAGGAGCUCUUGCAAAGUUCUUCUGAAGAAUUGAAUUUGGAGAUCAGUAGUUCCACCGGAAUGCGAACUAGAUCUGUAUACUAUUGGACAUAAAUAAUUGUACUUGAGGACUCAAGUGGUUAAGAUCAAUAGAAAGAUGAGUAGAAUGAAGGAUCGGAUAA
Molecule: messenger RNA, 1426 nt
Organism: Nymphaea colorata (pocket water lily)
Lineage: Eukaryota; Viridiplantae; Streptophyta; Magnoliopsida; Nymphaeales; Nymphaeaceae
Product: phosphatidylinositol/phosphatidylcholine transfer protein SFH9-like
Exons: 11
Coding region: 238-1299 (353 amino acids)
Source: RefSeq, a predicted model, not a curated record